Molecule: messenger RNA, 1273 nt
Organism: Polyodon spathula (Mississippi paddlefish)
Lineage: Eukaryota; Metazoa; Chordata; Actinopteri; Acipenseriformes; Polyodontidae
Gene: spout1
Product: SPOUT domain containing methyltransferase 1
Exons: 12
Coding region: 65-1192 (375 amino acids)
Biological process (GO): miRNA processing; maintenance of centrosome location
Cellular component (GO): mitotic spindle; spindle pole centrosome; kinetochore
Molecular function (GO): miRNA binding
Source: RefSeq, a predicted model, not a curated record
GGAAGUACACAUACCGGAAGUGGAAGCAGCAUGGUUAUUUGCGGUUCUUGCAUUCUGUUUAAAGAUGGAUGAAAGUCCGCUGCUGAAGAAGCAGAAAUUGGCAGAAAAGGGCCCAGAGAAGGUUGAUUGGAAAAAAUGGAAAGCAGAAAGAAAAGAGAAAACAAAAAAACUAAAAGAAGCAACAUUUUUAAAGACUCUGGAGAAGCAGAAGCGGAAGCAGAAAGAAGAGGAAGAGGAGGAGAGAAAAAAACAGUUACAAGAGGAGGAGAUAAAGAGGAGAGGCCGUCCGUACACAGUCAGUAUAGCAUUGCCGGGGUCAGUGCUGGACAAUGCCCAGUCCCCUGAGCUGAGGACCUACCUUGCUGGACAGAUAGCCCGUGCAUGUGCUGUCUUCUGUGUGGACGAAGUCGUGGUGUUCGAUGAGCAAGGGGAUGACACCAAGAGUGUGGUAGGAGAGUUCAAAGGGAUUGGGAAGAAAGGACAAGCCUGUGUGCAGCUUGCUCGCAUUCUCCAGUAUCUGGAGUGCCCACAAUAUCUGCGGAAGUCCUUUUUUCCAAAGCAUCAAGAUCUACAGUUUGCUGGUUUAUUAAACCCCCUGGACAGCCCUCAUCACAUGCGGAUGGAUGAGGAGUCUGAAUUCCGGGAAGGAGUGGUGUUAGACAGACCUUGUAAACCAGGGAAAGGGUCCUUCGUUAACUGUGGAAUGAGGAAGGAGGUGCAGAUAGACAGACAGCUUCAGGCUGGUCUUCGAGUCACAGUGCGACUAGACAAGAGCCAGAAUCCAGAAAGCAGAGUCCAGAAGGGUAGGGUAGUGGCGCCUCAUGUCCCGAGGACAGAGUCUGGUCACUACUGGGGCUACAGCGUCCGCUUGGCCUCUUGCCUCAGUAAAGUGUUCACCGAAUGCUCUUUCAAGGAAGGUUACGACUUGACAAUUGGCACGUCUGAAAGAGGCAGUCGCGUGGACAGUGUAACCCUGUCUCCUUUCAAGCAUGCCCUGAUUGUGUUCGGGGGACUGCAGGGUUUAGAGGCCAGUCUGGACACUGACCAGAACCUGGACGUGACUGACCCCAGCAUGCUGUUUGACCAUUACCUGAACACCUGCCCAAACCAGGGCAGCAGGACGAUACGCACAGAGGAAGCCAUUCUCAUCACGCUGUCUGCAUUGAGACAGAAAAUCGAAACAGCUGUUUGAAAAUCUACUUCGUAAGAUAAUGUUUUCUUUCUUGAAUAUUCAGAUUUUUCUAAGGCAGUUAAACUCUGUCUGUGAACCUAC